Messenger RNA from Phytophthora nicotianae INRA-310, 198 nucleotides. RefSeq lists its product as hypothetical. The record is from RefSeq and is a predicted model, not a curated record. The transcript is spliced from 3 exons. Lineage: Eukaryota; Oomycota; Peronosporomycetes; Peronosporales; Peronosporaceae. The coding region runs from base 1 to 198 and encodes 65 amino acids.
AUGAACGCCGCUCAGUCUUUCGGUGAGCUGGCUAAGCCAGGUAGGAUAUGCGCUUAUAUGGCCAACGCUGGUGUUGUUCCCUCGCAGUUCGACCCAGCCAGGACAGGCGGUGCGCUCUCGCGUUUGCCAGGUCACGGCCAACCAAGUCAAUCUCCAUCGAGCGCUCUCCAGGUGAUCCCUACAAGCCUCGCUCCUUGA